CACAUAACAUGGAAUAACUACUCCCCAAGUCAUCAACAGUCGGUACCUUCAAAAGUGAAACGCUUUUUGGGUUUCAAAAAAUUUCUAUUUUUAGGGUUUCAUCAGAUCAAUUUGGGAAAAACUUUUGUGAAAUUUAAUAAUAGCAGUAAUCAAGUUCUUAAUACAUUACACUGAUUUGGGGGUUUUAAACUGAAGAUGGCUAAGGAUGCUGGAUCUGGGAGCAAAAAUAAGGAUAACGGCAGUAAUAACUCAAAGAACAAACUGGUUAGUAAAGGAUCAUCAAGUCGUGACUUGGGAAAGACAGAUAGAUCCACAAGAUCCUCAGUUAGGGAAACCUCAUCGAAACAAAUUGAUAUAAGCUCUGCAAGUAAAAGGAAGUCUGAGCGCCUUGAGAAGCGAACGCCAUCCUCCAUGUCUCCUGCCAAGAGGAAAUCUGGGGGACUUCAACAGCAGAAUACUCCGAGCCCUUUAAGAAGGUCUGAAAGGUGCUCUACUUCAUCAAGGUCCUUAGGCAGCGAAUUCAAUUCUUCUAGUACAAAGGAGGAGAAACGAGAGAAGAUUAUGAAGAAGCUGACAAUGGAAUCUGAAAGUGUUAGCACUAGCAAGAAGAAUAUCACUGCACCUGGUGAUUUAAAAAGGAAAAGAAUGGAUGGCAGAACUUUCAGGUUAUCAUUCAAAAAACAAAAGAAAGGAGGUACUGCAUCAGGUUCAGAUGCUUGUAAAGAUGAUGAUAUUGAUGGGGAGCAUGGUUCUAGAUCUAAAUCUAGUCAGUUGAAUGAAGCAGACCUGGUUGAGCCUGAAGAAAGAAGAAUGCUGUGCAGUGAGCAGAAAAGCCUCCAUAUCCAUCUGAAAGCUGAGAUAGCAAAACUUUUUGGAGUGAUAAAAGUUUCGGAAGUUAUCAAACAUACAGCGGAAAAGUUUCUGGAAUAUAUUAUGGAGAAUCAUCAUGUUAAUAGGGAACCUGAAACUAUUUUACAGGCUUUCCAAAUAUCUCUGUCUUGGACCGCAGCUUCAAUCUUAAAGGAAAAGAUUGACAAAGAUGAUAUAUUCUUGCUCGUAAAACAGCAGUUACAGUUCAGAUGCACUAAAGAAGAGGCAAACAAUGUAUAUCUGAAGAUGCGCUCCUUAAAGAAGAAGUUUUUGCGGAAAUUGGAUCAAAAUGGUAAUGCUUCGAGCUCUUCAAGAUAUUCUAUAUCGCCAGUCAAAUCUGUUGGAGAAGAACCAUAUAAGGGAAGCAUAUCACAAGCUGUGAAAACUGAUAUCAUAGACAGGUUACAAGAUAAAGAGUUAGGUGGAGAAGGCAGUGUGACUCCUACAAAAAAACUUAGGGAUAGUCAAAGGGAUAAGGUCAUUAAGGAGGUUCAGCGUGGACAUGGCAAACGAAUAUCCAUGCUGGAACAAGAGGAACAGGAGAAAAUUGAGGAGUUCCAUAAAAUCUGGGAGAAGAAAAAAGAAGUGCUAGAGGAGGAGCGCAGACUGGAGAUAGCUGUUCUCCAUGCUAUACAUGGUGAGACUGCAGCAACAAAUGAUAGACAAAAAGCAUUAGAAACUUCGUUUGCAAAGAAAAUUGAAGAGCACACAUGCCUAAAGGACCAGCAACUGAAAGAGCUUGAGGCUAAAUACUCUGCCAUGAGGAAUGCGGAAAAUUUAAAUGUCUCUGACAGUAUUCCUAAGACUGUUAUCCCUGUGUGCGGACUUUAUGUUGAGUUACAUGGUCCAGGAAAUGCUGUAUCAGGGUUGCAGGGUGACAUGGAAGCAUCUGAUGCACCUGCAUCUUCUCCAGACGUGUGCCAUGUUCUUCCUGUUCAAACUACUAAUGUUUUAGCAGCUUCAGUUUCAGAAGAGCAAGCUGAGAUCACAUCCAUGGGGAGAGCAGCAGUUUCUGCGGUUAAGCAGUCCUAUGAAGCAGGUAAUUCAGGUGGCAGUGAAGAGGAAAUUGCAUGCAAGGUUCCUCUGCCUCCCAAAGAACAUACUGGUGAAGUUGCAUUGGCCAAGAGAAGUAGAGACUGUUUGGAAAUAUCUGAAGUUGCCCCUAAUGAAGCUGUUGGACCUGAUAAAACUUCUGAAGUAAAUAACACUAUUAAAGAAUUGGUUACAGAAAAUAAUAUGCUGGAAAAUAGUUCUGUUGGAAACCAGAGAGACGAAGUUAACUCCAUUGACGGAAAUCAAAGAACUCCAAAGGAAUUGCCACCAGACUUGCCUGGUGUAGCAGCAGUCCCUUCUUCAGAUGAUGCUAGUUCUUUGGCGCAAACUCCAGUAAACUUAGAUGAAUGUUCCCGGUCUUCAGGAGAUCAUGGAACACGCGAUAACAAUAUGCCACUUAGUGAAAACCAGAUUGGAACACAAACUGAAGCAAUUUUAGCUGGCAGUUUUGAGAAACAGCUCACAGUAGGUGAUGGUGUUCCUAUUGCCACUCACCAUACUCACAGGGAGUGUGGACCUCAAACCCAUGAUGAAAGAAACUCUAUUCCAAUCUCUGGAUCUUCCCCAGCAGAACCUUUACAUCAAGCUGUUUCUCCAGCUGGGGAAAAUCUGGAGCCUUGUGCAUCUGUUUUGGCAGACAUAAGGGUUACCAACAAUCAAUCUAUCUUACCAGAAGUCAGUAGAGUGCAUCCUCAAUCCAUUCCGGAUCCGCGUGCAUGUUCUCGGAAAACUCAAACUGUGUUUCCAGUGGUUCAGGGUUCUGCUGAACUUCCCAGUCAAGCUAAUUUUGCCUUUAUUCAGGGAUCUAGCAACAUGCCAGUGCGUCCUGCCCAUCAGAUUGCCACUCGAAAUUUAGCCUUUCCUUUCCAAGCUGACCCUCUUCAUAUAGAAUGGGAAAGAAUACAUAAAGAAAAAGAACGAGUGACAAAGGGCCUUGAGGAUAUGAAAUUGCAUUUGAAAUCCGAGUGCAAGAAGGAGAUAGAGGAGGUUAUAGCACCAAUUCGUCAGAAAUAUGAAGUAAAGCUUCUGGAGGCUGAGGCAGCAUAUGUUUUGAAGAAGAAGGAGCUUGAUAUGAAUCAGCACAAGAUUCUCAUGAAUAAAGCUCUGGCUGAUUCCUUCAGAUUUACAUGCAUGGAUGCCAACUUUCCUGGGUUUUCAGGUUUACAACAAGUUGCGCCUCCUGGUUAUAUGCAACAUCUACAUCAGGUACGGCAGCAGCAGAGUUUAAGAUCUUCCACAAUUGGUGCUUCGUCCUCCGCUCGCCAGCCUGGGGGGGCCCAGCAGACAUCUGUCUCAACGUCACCCGUUACUAAUCGUUCAGUACAUUCAGGGGAGACUACAUCAAGAUCUGCAUCUGUUGCUGUUUCAUCUUUAUCUAGCCAACCUGCUGCUGUUAUUCGUUCAACAACAUUUUCUGCGGGAACUGUAACCAGGCCGCCUUUCAUUAGCGCAAUUACCCCUUCCAGGGGUAAUCAUCGAUUAGGUGGUGAAGUUCGUGCUCCAGCCCCUCAUCUUCAACGUUUCAAGGGACCCACAUCGAUCCCUGUUAGCAGUUCAUCAAUCCUUCCAAAUGGCAUGCCAGGUCAUCCACGACCCGUUUAUGUAACUGCAUCAUCACCUUCACUUCCGCAGCUUGCAUCUCUACAAUCAACAUUACAAAAUCAAGUACAACUACCCAUAGUGCAACAAGUACCUGUAAAUCUUUCUAAUUCUGGGAAUAUGUCAUUGGACCAUGGACGUGGAGCAGGCUCUGCUAUACAGAAUCCAUCUCUCUCAGCACGGGAAUUGCUUCAAGCAAUGGAGAAUCGAUCUCAUUCACACAGGCCUAGUUUUAUGCCACCUUCACCAGAUAUUGGCUGCAACUUUGGUUCAUUAGAUCUAUCUGAUUUUCAUUCAAUGGGCAGUGUACAGGGAGGUUCUAUCUCUUCAGAGACAGCUACUAAUACUGUUUCGUCCAUUGUUUGUGAAUCAGAGAUUUAUGUUCACCUAAGGAGAAAGAACAUCUCGCAGGUGCCUGUGAGGAAAAAGAAAAGCAUAAGGGACAAGAUUGCAGCUCUGCAAAAGCUAGUUUCUCCUCAUGGCAAUGUUGGCACAGCUUCAGUCCUCCGUGAGACUUAUAACUCUAUCAAGGCUCUUAAAGAUCAGAUUCAGGACUUGUGUAACACGGGAAGCAACAAUAGUUCCCUUUUUCGCUCACAGAAUAGCAGGGUGGAAGAAAUUGAUGUACAAAGAAGAGAUUUUUGCUUGGUUCCAGUGUCACUUGUGCAGAAACUAACAGACGAAGACGUUUACGACCAUGAAAACAGUUCUCUAUAAUUUUUUCAAUGAAGUAAUCUAGUCAUCUUAGUUUCAGUACAGCGAAUAGCUCAUUUUCUUCUCUCUCUCACUUUUUUGUGUUAAAUACUUGAGGAAAUAAUAUGAUCCCGCCUCAGUGAUAUUCUUUCCUCAAAUUCCACUAACUGUAUAGGUCAAUUUUUGAGCUGGUAUGACAGAAGUCAGUUUUUGAAA
Molecule: messenger RNA, 4431 nt
Organism: Lycium barbarum (goji berry)
Lineage: Eukaryota; Viridiplantae; Streptophyta; Magnoliopsida; Solanales; Solanaceae
Exons: 13
Coding region: 196-4239 (1347 amino acids)
Biological process (GO): heterochromatin formation
Molecular function (GO): protein dimerization activity
Source: RefSeq, a predicted model, not a curated record